Pogona vitticeps (central bearded dragon) is the source of this 1954-nucleotide messenger RNA. The record is from RefSeq and is a predicted model, not a curated record. NCBI's taxonomy places the organism in Eukaryota, Metazoa, Chordata, Lepidosauria, Squamata, Agamidae.
CCUCCAGUUCUCCCUUGCCUCUCUUCUCUUGGCAGUGAGCUGUACUUUAAGGCGCCUUCAACCACCAAAGCCCGUGUGAUCCGAGAAGUGAAGGCUGAUGCCAUCGGCAAGCUGGUGACCAUCCGGGGCAUCGUCACGCGUGUCUCUGAGGUGAAGCCUCGCAUGGUGGUGGCCACCUACAGCUGUGACCAGUGUGGGGCAGAAACCUACCAGCCGAUCCAGUCCCCUUCCUUCACGCCUCUCUUGAUGUGCCCAAGCCGGGAGUGCCAAACCAAUCGAUCCGGAGGCCGCCUCUACCUGCAGAGCCGGGGCUCCAAGUUCAUCAAAUACCAGGAACUUCGGAUACAGGAGCAUAGUGACCAAGUGCCGGUGGGGAACCUGCCACGCUCCAUGAACGUCAGUGUGCAAGGGGAGAACACACGCCUCGUGCAGCCGGGCGACCAUGUCAGCAUCACAGGCAUCUUUCUCCCUGUGCGACAGACAGGCUUCCGUCAGCUCCUGCAGGGCCUGCUCUCAGAUACAUUCCUGGAAGCCCAUCAUAUUGUCUGCAUGAGCAAGAGUGAGCAGGAGGAGCUGGGGGAAGGGGGGAUCAGUGAGGAGGAGCUGCGCCAGAUCACAGAGGAAGAUUUCUACGACAAGCUAGCAGCUUCCAUUGCCCCGGAGAUCUAUGGUCAUGAGGAUGUGAAGAAGGCGCUGCUACUGCUGCUGGUGGGGGGAGUGGACCAGAACCCCAGGGGCAUGAAGAUUCGGGGGAACAUCAACAUUUGCCUCAUGGGGGACCCUGGAGUGGCCAAGUCCCAGCUGCUCUCCUACAUCACCCGGCUGGCUCCACGCAGCCAGUACACGACGGGGCGUGGCUCAUCCGGUGUGGGGCUGACAGCUGCUGUGCUGCGUGACCCACUGACGGGAGAACUGACCUUGGAGGGAGGGGCCCUGGUGCUGGCAGACCAGGGUGUUUGCUGCAUUGACGAGUUUGACAAAAUGCUGGAGUCGGAUCGCACAGCCAUCCAUGAGGUCAUGGAGCAGCAGACCCUCUCCAUUGCCAAGGCAGGCAUCCUGACCACCUUGAAUGCUCGCUGUGCCAUCUUGGCAGCUGCCAACCCUGCCUAUGGGCGCUACAACCCCAAGCGGAGUCUGGAGCAGAACAUCCAGCUCCCAGCUGCCCUGCUCUCCCGCUUUGACUUGCUCUGGCUGAUCCAGGACCGCCCUGAUCGGGACAACGACCUCCGUCUGGCACAGCACAUCACGUAUGUCCAUCAGCACAGCCGGCAGCCCCCUUGCCACUUCCAGCAGCUGGACAUGGGCCUUAUGAGACGAUACAUUGCCCUGUGUAAGCAGAGCCAGCCAGCUGUGCCAGAGUCACUGGCAGAUUACAUCACAGCCGCCUACGUGGAGAUGCGGAAGGAAGCCUGGGCCAGCAAGGACACCACCUACACCUCGGCUCGCACGCUGCUGGGGAUUCUGCGCCUGGCCACUGCCCUGGCUCGGCUGAGGCGCGUGGAUAUGGUGGAGAAGGAAGACGUCAAUGAGGCCAUGCGCCUUAUGGAGAUGUCUAAGGACUCUCUCUUGGCAGACAAGGGACAACCAAGCAGGGCCCAGCGUCCCUCCGAGCUGAUCUUUGCAGCCAUCCGAGAACUGGUUCCCACCGGGGGAGCACGUUCUGUCCCCCUCUCCGAGGCCGAGCAGCGCUGCGUGUCGAAGGGCUUCACUCCAGCCCAGUUCCAGGCUGCUCUCAGCGAGUACGAGGAGCUCAACGUCUGGCAGGUGAAUCAGAAGAGGAGCCGUCUCACUUUUGUGUGACCCAUGCCGACCUGGGGGCGCUAGAAGAGGGGGCGGGGCGGGGUCAUGUCCCACAGCACUUUCCAAGCCGGAUUUUGCGCACUGCCUCCUGCUCUCCCCUCUUGGUAGUUUUUGGUAUGUUUUUUCCUUCAAUAAAGUCAUUUAUCUCUUAAAA